AUGGCAUCCGGUGCUGUGAGCGCUUCACAAAACAAGCUUAACGAGCUACUGGAGGCGAUUCGUCAAGAAUUCGGUCAGAUUUCGCAAGAGGCCAAUACAUACCGUUUGCAAAACCAAAAGGACUAUGACUUCAAAAUAAACCAGCAACUUGCUGAGAUGCAGCAGAUUAGAAACACUGUGUACGAGCUGGAGCUCACCCACCGCAAAAUGAAAGACGCGUAUGAGGAGGAAAUUGGGCGCUUGAAGCUGGAGUUGGACCAGCGUGAUCGUCAAGUGGCUUCACUAGCUGCUGCCGCUCAGCAGCAACAACAUGCUCAGCAUGCACACCAACAGCAGCAACAGCAGCAAGUUCAGCAGGCCCAGCAAGCCCACCAGCAACAACAGCAGGUUCAGCAGGCUCAGCAGGUUCAUCAUCAGCAGCAACGGCAACAACAACAACAGCAGCAGCAGCAGCAGCAACAGCAGCAACAACAACAACAGCAACAACAACAACAACAGCAGCAAGUUCAGCAGGCCCAGCAACAACAACAACAUCAACAUCAACAACAACAACAACAGCAAGUAGCAGCUGCAGCAGCUGCCGCCGCUUCGGCAGUCUCAGCGUCUUCCAAACCCAUAUUAAACUCUCAAGCGUCACAGCCUGCACUCAUUCCGACGCUCAAUCCCAUCUCUAACACAUCCGGAACUCCUACAGGAACUAGACCAGUUCUAGAAACGUCGCAAUCAACAUCAAACCAAGCACCACAUAUGAAAAAACUGACGUCCACAGGACAUGCCCCGAUAAUUUCAUCCGCGGGAACGUCGCUGCCACCAACUACAUCUGCUCCAGUGACUCCAGUGACUCCUGCGGCUUCCACUGUUCCAACUCAGGUGCCAGGUCCUAACUCCGUUCCUCCUCAAAGUCAAACGGCUGCGCCAGUUCCUGCCUCCAUUCCUACGGUGGCUGCCCCACCAAUCCAACCACCUACAGCCUCUAACUCUACAACUGCACCUCUGUCUGAAACCAAACCCCAAGAAUACUAUUUAGUUCCACCACACCAGCGCGGUUCUCAUGCCAAGCCAAUUCCUCCUUUUCUACUCGACUUAGACUCUCAACUGGUUCCUCAGCAUUUGAAAAAGCAAACCAGUGACUUUUACAUCCUGUACAAUCCUGCGCUGCCUCGUGAGUUGGAUGUAGAUCUUCACGUCUCCUUAGAUCACUCUUCAGUGGUUUGCUGUGUGAGAUUCAGCAAUAAUGGCGAAUUUUUGGCUACUGGCUGCAAUAAAACUACCCAGGUCUAUAAGGUUUCUACCGGUGAGCUUGUGGCAAGGCUUUCCGAGGAUGUUGCCUCCGCCCCCUUAGGUGCCAAUGGCACGCCAGCCGAAGGUACCGAUUCGAACCCUGCUGUUUCUUCCUCCGCUUCAUCGGAUUUAUACAUCAGAUCUGUUUGUUUCUCUCCAGAUGGGAAAUUUUUGGCCACGGGUGCGGAAGACAAACUAAUUCGUAUCUGGGACUUGACCUCUAGGAGAAUUGUUAUGACCUUGCAAGGACAUGAACAAGACAUAUACUCACUGGAUUAUUUCCCAUCUGGCGAUAAGCUUGUCUCAGGCUCUGGCGAUAGAACUGUCAGAAUAUGGGAUCUUCGCACUGGUCAAUGCUCCUUGACUUUGUCAAUUGAAGAUGGCGUGACAACAGUUGCAGUAUCUCCAGGCGAUGGGAAGUUGAUAGCUGCAGGCUCUCUUGAUAAAACGGUUCGGAUUUGGGAUUCAGAGACAGGCUUUCUAGUAGAGAGACUAGAUUCCGAAAAUGAACUAGGAACAGGACACAAGGACUCAGUUUACAGCGUUGUAUUCACAAGAGAUGGUCAUGGUGUCGUUUCUGGUUCAUUGGAUAGAUCAGUUAAGCUUUGGAAUUUGAGAAGUGCUAAUGGGGGGGCUGCUGAGGGGAAGGCCAACAUCGCAGCUAGCGAAGUUACUUACACGGGUCACAAAGAUUUUGUCUUGUCUGUGGCUACGACACAAAACGAUGAAUACAUACUUUCGGGUUCGAAAGACCGCGGAGUUUUGUUUUGGGAUACACCCUCGGGAAACCCAUUAUUGAUGCUCCAGGGUCAUAGGAACUCGGUAAUUUCUGUUGCGGUGGCAAAUGAUCAUCCUUUGGGUCCCGAAUAUGGCGUGUUUGCUACUGGUAGCGGCGAUUGUAAGGCAAGAAUCUGGAAAUAUACGAAGAAAAGUUCAAACACGGAAUCCAAGAUUAGAGAAGUCAAAGAAUAA
Messenger RNA from Lachancea nothofagi CBS 11611, 2253 nucleotides. NCBI's taxonomy places the organism in Eukaryota, Fungi, Ascomycota, Saccharomycetes, Saccharomycetales, Saccharomycetaceae. The record is from the annotation of a GenBank genome assembly.